This is a messenger RNA of Ascoidea rubescens DSM 1968, 394 nucleotides long. RefSeq lists its product as uncharacterized. The record is from RefSeq and is a predicted model, not a curated record. NCBI's taxonomy places the organism in Eukaryota, Fungi, Ascomycota, Saccharomycetes, Ascoideales, Ascoideaceae. The coding region runs from base 132 to 359 and encodes 75 amino acids. The transcript has a single exon.
GUCUGAUAGAAAUUGACAUGUCAUGAAAUGGAAAAAAGUAGUAAUUAGAGAUAAAUAGAAUUUGAAUUUUAAAUUCAAUUUCGUGAGCAAAAGCAAAGGGCAAUAAAAUGAUUAUAUAAUAAAUGAUAGACAUGAGUGAAAUUGAUAAAAGUCUCAACGAGCAAUCAUUGCUGGAGAACAGAAACGCGAAAUGGAAGCAAUUACCAUUGGAAGCAGAUAGCAAGAGAAAGAGAGAAAGAGAGAGAGGGAAUACUAGACUACUUUUAGUGAAAGCCAUAGAGAUUAUACAAUCAGCACAGGCAAUUGGAGAGAGAAUUGGCUUUGAUGGUGGUUUAACAAAAAGAAUGCGAAUACUUUGAAGCUGCGAGAAGUUAUUAAUUGAUAAAAUCAGAUU